CGCUCGAUGAGCUUUUCUCCUCGUGGGCCCCGCCUGCUCCAUUCUCCACUUUCCCGACUCGGCUUCCGCCUCCGCCCAAGCCCCAGGGAAGGGAAGGAGGUGCCCUAACAGCCUCCAGAGGCGGAGGCGAGCGGCGCGUCACCUACCGCCCCUCGCCGGCGAGCAGGAUAAGAUGAACCCCUCAGCUCAUGAUCAGACAACACAGCAACAAAAACCAAAUGGCCGAAGAGCAGUUGGUAGCUCGCAAACCUGGACACGUUAUGGUGUUCUGCUACCAAGCCAGCAGACACGGAAGCUAAAAGAAUGGGUUCUAACUGAUGAACAACAACAAGUAGUCAAUGCUAGUGGUCUUGGACAUCUUGCUCUUACGACAGGAUUUACCAUUGACCGUUCCUUGCUUACAGCCUUCUGUGAGAGAUGGAACAACGAAACAAAUACUGCACAUUUCAUGGGAUUUGAAAUGGCACCGUCUCUCCGUGACGUAUCAUAUAUUCUAGGAAUCCCAGUGACUGGUCAUGUGGUGACGGCAGAACCCAUUGGUGAUGAAGCCGUGAAUCGCAUGUGCUUGCAUUACUUAGGAGAGAGCCCUGGAAGCGGAGAGCAACUAUGUGGAUUGAUCAGAUUAACCUGGUUGUACAGGAAAUUCCAUCAACUGCCAGAAAACCCCACCAUCAAUGACAUUGCAUUCAGCACCCGAGCGUACCUUCUAUAUUUGGUUGGCUCCACCUUAUUUCCCGACACAAUGAGGGGAUUUGUAUCCCCAAGAUAUCUACCACUUUUGGGGGAUUUCAGGAAGAUACAUGAAUAUGCUUGGGGGGCUGCAGCCCUUGCUCAUUUGUACAGAGGAUUGUCUGUCGCAGUAACACCAAAUGCUACUACCCAGUUUCUUGGCAGUGCAACUUUGCUCAUGGCUUGGAUUUAUGAGUAUAUUCCUUUGACUCAACCCCAACAAAAGAAUCAGAACACGUUGCUGCCCCGGGCAUGCCGAUGGAACUUUGGAGGAACAACACGUGGGCAGAGAAAGAAAGUUAUGGAAUGGAGAAAGGAUUUCGAGCAGCUUCAGUUGUCCGAUGUCAACUGGAAUCCUUACAAGGACAUAAAUCCAGCGAUUGUUCCAGGAUAUUGCAUCGCAGCAGAUAACAUUUGCCACUCUCGGACAUGGCUAAUCAGCUUUAACAUAAAAGAGGUGUAUGUACCUGACCGGUUCAAUAGGCAGUUUGGGAGGGAACAAGGUCGCCUCUAUCAGGUGCCAAUGUGGGCAAGAAGAACUUGGAGUAAGGGGAAAGACUGGAGGGUUGAGUAUGCUCGUGAGAUUGAGGACUUCCAUCAGUUGGUUGGCUGUCGUUUUAUCCCUUGUACGGAAGCUAAUAUAAACUCCCUCCCGAGUGAGUCUAUAGCUGGACAGACUACUACCAGAUGCAGCCGGAAUGCAUCUCAAAACUUCUCUAUGAUGGUUGAAGAUUUGAAGAAUGAUCUCCCGGUAAUUGAUCGUUAUCUGGAGGGACAGGUACUCCCUGAAGAGGUUGCAAGCUUCCUAGAGAGGGUGAGCACGAUGAUCAAAACUUACUCCCCACCACAGAGCAAUGAAAGGAAAGAUGAAGCAGCUCAGAGCAAGAAUGUCAGAGCAAAGAAUCCAAGAAAGAGGGCGAGGAAACCUUCGCUCUCUGAAGAUCCUUCAAGCCCUCAGGACUGCGGGGUAGACCGGUAUGCAGGUGCGCUGGUGCCUUAUCAGGCUGGCAAGUGUGACAGGGUGUUGGAUGGCACCGUGCCUCUGCUAAACAGAGGGGAAGCGUUGAAGGAAAAUGAGGUGAUGGAUCCCUGGCAAAUGUCGCAUUUGACAGCAGAGUCGUCUGGAGACUCGAGCUUGCCGGAAUCAAGGAGCCGGAGGCGUGAGGAAUCCGGAACCCCGAGGAGCAACCAGGGGGUCCGAAGGAGUGGAAGGAUGUGCGUGCAGCUCAAGAUGUUCAAGCACAGGGACGGGGUUGGGGCCGAGGAGACCAACCCGAUCUUCCUCUGAUAAGGAAGGGACUGACGCUGCCCGCCGUUUGGUCUUGGGCAUUGUACAAAGUAGUGGACCUGUCGUCGCGCUGCCGCAGACAGUUUACUGUUUUAUGUAGCGUUUGUAGGCCUUUGGUCGUGGUGACCGGUGAGUGAAAAGCUGGCCUUUGGCAUGCGUGUGUGCACACAUGAGUCCUGUAGGCCGUAGCGCAAGGUGGAUGCCGCAACCUUUGUGGCGUAUGCACCGGAUCGGAUGUGCUAUCUAUCCUCUCCAGUUGAUCUGCGGCACUUGCGUUUUGGUGA
Molecule: messenger RNA, 2301 nt
Organism: Aegilops tauschii subsp. strangulata
Lineage: Eukaryota; Viridiplantae; Streptophyta; Magnoliopsida; Poales; Poaceae
Product: protein MAIN-LIKE 1
Biological process (GO): meristem development; meristem maintenance
Source: RefSeq, a predicted model, not a curated record